This is a messenger RNA of Quercus robur (English oak), 4895 nucleotides long. RefSeq names its product ABC transporter C family member 13. Bases 156 to 4553 code for a protein of 1465 amino acids. Gene Ontology annotation, cellular component: membrane. The transcript has 36 exons. Lineage: Eukaryota; Viridiplantae; Streptophyta; Magnoliopsida; Fagales; Fagaceae. Gene Ontology annotation, biological process: transmembrane transport. The record is from RefSeq and is a predicted model, not a curated record. Gene Ontology annotation, molecular function: ATP hydrolysis activity; ABC-type transporter activity; ATP binding.
GUAAAAAAAAAAAAAAAAAAACCAAACGGCUCUAAAUUUUUUUAGAGAAGAAGACGUUGAAUAUUUGAGGAAAAGGAAGGCAGGCAGUCGGUCAGUAGCGCGCUCUCUUUCAGUCUCUGAGUUUGGAGAAGCCUCACCAAUCAUCAUCGGUCACCAUGGACGACUUCCUCAUGAAUCUAAUUUGCCCUAAUUCUCCAUCCGUAUGGGAUGGAAAUCGAUUAUCCAAGUGUUUCAACAACAUGGUUUUAGGUUUCGGGGUGAAUGCCAUAACUCUUGUUAUGAUUUCUAUAAUUGGAAUUACUCACAGGAGUCCCCCAAGAAGCCGGAGGAUAAACAUGCUAGAAAGGUUGUUCUUGCAUUUCCUUCCUGCCUUUGCAGCAUGCUUGUCUCUUUUGGACGUGGUUUUAAUUUUAAUUAAAGCACUUCAUGGAGACUUCAUUGUUCAUCAUGAGUGGUUUUUCAAAUGUUCUCAGUUUGCAGUUUGGACAUCUAUCUUACUGUUCUCAAAGUCUUCCAACUAUCAUUACAUAUUUUGCAACUUGAUCCUAUGUUUUUGGUGGAUUGUGAAACCAAUAUUGGGCGUCAUCUAUCUCCUAGCAACGUUAUCUUCAUUGGGGAUUUUGAGAUGUCUUAAAGAGAGCUGUAUUGUUUUGUUGGAUAUCAUGUUUGGCUUAUCCAUUAACAUUAUCAGGAUAAAGCGGACAUCUUCCAGAAGCAGUUCAAUAGAAGAGUCACUUCUUUCCAAUGACAAGGACCUAGAGGAAGGUUGUCAUAGGGAUUCUGGAAAUUCGCAGAGCUAUUGGGAUCUUAUGACAUUCAAAUCUAUCACUUCUGUGAUGAAUCAUGGUGUGACAAAGCAGCUUGACUUUGAAGAUUUGCUUCGUCUACCCGCUGAUAUGGAUCCACUUUCCUGUCAUAAUAGAUUGUUAAGCUGUUGGCAAGAUCAGCUGAUUAAAAAUUGCUCUAAUCCUUCAUUGUUUAGAGCAAUCUGUUCUGCAUAUGGGUGGCCGUAUGUUCGCUUAGGAUUAUUAAAGGUGCUUAAUGAUUGUAUUGGUUUUGCGGGACCAUUGCUUCUCAAUAAGCUGAUUCGAUUUCUUCAACAAGGUUCUGGGCAUUUAGAUGGCUAUGUUCUUGCAAUGUCCUUGGGGCUGACAUCUGUCCUUAAAUCCUUUUUUGAUACUCAAUACUCUUUCCACCUUUCCAAGCUGAAGCUAAAGCUACGGUCUGGUAUUAUGACUGUCAUCUACCAGAAGUGUCUACACAUCAACCUAGCAGAGCGAUCAAAAUUUUCUGAGGGGGAAAUUCAGACUUUCAUGUCCAUAGAUGCGGAUAGAACUGUCAACCUGUGUAACAGUUUCCAUGAUUUCUGGAGCUUGCCUUUGCAAAUUGGAGUGGCUUUGUAUCUUUUGUAUGUGCAAGUCAAAUUUGCUUUUGUCUCUGGAAUUGCAAUAACCAUCUUGCUGAUACCAGUGAAUAAAUGGAUAUCUAAAUUAAUUUUGAGUGCUACUGAAAAAAUGAUGAAGCAAAAGGAUGAGAGGAUAAGAAGGACGGAUGAACUUUUGACAUAUAUUCGGACUUUGAAGAUGUAUGGCUGGGAGCUUCUUUUUUCUAGCUGGUUGAUGGAGACAAGAUCUUCAGAAGUGACACACUUAAGUACUCGGAAGUACUUGGAUGCAUGGUGUGUAUUUUUUUGGGCGGCAACACCCGCUCUUUUCUCGCUGUUCACAUUUGGACUCUUUGCACUCAUGGGACAUCAACUUGAUGCUGCAACGGUCUUCACUUGUCUUGCUCUGUUUAACACCUUGAUAUCCCCCCUAAAUUCAUUCCCAUGGGUCAUUAAUGGACUCAUUGAUGCCGUUAUAUCUACCAGACGGUUGAGCAGAUUUCUCUCUUGUUCUGAGCACAAAUGUGAAGUUGAACUGAUGGCUGAUUCUUCUUCACCAGAUUUAUCAAAUGAACAGUCUGCAGCCAUCUUUAAAGAUAUGUCUAUAGCUAUCCAUGAUGCAUGUUGUGCUUGGUCAUGCAGUAAUGAGAAAGAAUGGAAUAUGGUGUUGAAUCACGUGACUCUAGAACUCCCAAAGGGUUCCUUUGUUGCAGUAAUUGGAGAGAUUGGUUCAGGUAAAUCGUCAUUGUUAAAUUCAAUUUUGGGAGAAAUGCACGUUCUACAUGGAUUAAUACAUUCAAGUGGAUCUAUAGCAUAUGUACCACAGGUACCAUGGAUUCUCUCUGGAACGGUACGUGAUAAUAUCUUGUUUGGAAAGAAUUAUGAUCCCAGAAGAUACUCAGAUACUUUACAGGCAUGUGCACUGGAUGUUGAUAUUUCGUUAAUGAUUGGAGGAGACAUGGCUUAUAUUGGAGAAAAAGGAGUGAACAUAUCAGGUGGACAGAGAGCUCGUCUUGCUUUGGCGAGGGCUAUUUAUCAUGGCUCCGAUAUUUUUAUGCUUGAUGAUGUCCUCAGUGCCGUUGAUGCUCAGGUUGCUCAGUGGAUUUUAUAUAAUGCCAUUCUGGGUCCUCUUAUGAAGCAAUGCACUCGUGUACUUUGUACCCAUAAUGUGCAGGCAAUAUCUUCUGCUGAUUUGGUUGUUUUGAUGGAAAAAGGGCAUGUGAAGUGGGUGGGAAGUUCAGCUGAUUUGUCAGUUUCUUCAUAUUCAGCAUUCUCUCCACUAAAUGAAUUUGAUACAUCUUUGCACAUUCAAAGACAAGAAUGCAGCAUGGCUGCUAAUACCGAAGGCAAACAAUCUCUCCUAGAAAAAAGCACUACUCAUGUUUCAGAGGAAGCAGAAGAGAUCAUUGAAGUUGAGCUACGAAAAGAGGGCAGAGUUGAACUUACUGUAUACAAAAAUUAUGCAGCAUUUUCUGGUUGGAGUAUCACAGUUGUGAUAUGCUUGUCGGCAAUUUUAAUGCAAGCUUCUCGUAACGGAAAUGAUCUGUGGCUGUCAUAUUGGGUUGAUACAACAGGAAGCAGUCAGACAGAAUACUCCAUCUCCUUUUAUCUGGUUAUACUUUUCAUCUUUUGUAUCAUAAACUCCUUUCUAACGUUGGUGAGGGCAUUCUCAUUUGCAUUUGGGGGCUUACGAGCUGCUGUUAAGGUGCAUAAUACACUGCUUCAUAAGCUUGUCAGUGCACCUGUCCAAUUUUUUGAUCAGACCCCAGCUGGAAGGAUAUUAAACAGGUUGUCUUCAGAUCUUUAUACAAUUGAUGACUCUCUUCCGUUUAUUCUCAACAUUCUCGUAGCCAACUUUGUUGGCUUACUGGGAAUUGCUAUAGUUUUGUCCUGUGUACAGGUCUUCUUCUUGCUUUUGCUAUUGCCAUUUUGGUACAUCUACAGCAAGCUUCAGUUCUUCUACAGGUCAACAUCACGAGAACUGCGGAGGCUGGACAGUGUUUCUCGUUCUCCUAUAUAUGCAUCCUUCACAGAGACACUCGAUGGGUCAUCAACUAUAAGGGCAUUCAAGUCAGAGGACUUUUUCUUGGCCACUUUCACUCAGCAUGUAUUGAUGUAUCAGCAAACUUCAUACUCAGAAUUAACCGCAAGUUUGUGGCUUUCCCUGCGCCUUCAGUUGUUAGCAGCAUCUAUCAUCUCAUUUGUUGCCCUGAUGGCUGUUAUUGGAUCUCAUCAUGGUUUACCAAUUAGUUUUGGCACCCCAGGACUGGUAGGAUUGGCUCUCUCCUAUGCAGCUCCACUUGUGUCUUUGUUGGGGAGCUUUUUAACAAGUUUUACUGAAACAGAGAAGGAAAUGGUUUCUGUUGAAAGAGCUCUUGAGUAUAUGGACAUUCCUCAAGAGGAAUUGCAUGGAUGCCAAGCCUUAAAUCCAGAUUGGCCACAUCAAGGAGUAAUUGAAUUUCACAAUGUUACGUUGAGAUACUUGCCAUCUCUUCCGGCUGCACUUUGUGAUAUUAAUUUUACAGUUGGGGAGGGGAUGCAGGUUGGAAUCAUUGGAAGAACAGGUGCUGGAAAAUCUAGUGUCUUGAAUGCCCUUUUCCGUCUUACCCCAAUAUGUACAGGAUAUAUUUUGGUGGAUGGGAUAAACAUAGCUGAUGUUCCUGUUAGAGAACUCCGUACACAUUUUUCUGUUGUGCCUCAGAGUCCAUUCUUAUUUGAAGGAUCAGUGAGGGAUAAUCUAGAUCCAUUCCGGGUAAGCAAUGACUUCAAAAUUUGGGAGGUUCUGGAGAAAUGCCAUGUCAAGGAUGAUGUAGAAGCAGCUGGUGGGCUAGAUAUUCAUGUAAAGGGAGCUGGGACGUCAUUUUCUGUUGGGCAGCGGCAGCUGCUUUGCCUUGCACGAGCACUUCUCAAGUCUACAAAGGUACUGUGUUUGGACGAGUGCACAGCUAGUGUUGACACUCAAACCGCUUCAGUAAUACAAAAUGCCAUAUCUACUGAAUGCAGAGGCAUGACAGUGAUCACAAUUGCUCACCGCAUUUCCAUGGUAUUGAACAUGGACAACAUCCUGAUUCUUGACCGUGGGAUCCUGGUUGAACAGGGUAACCCACAGGUUCUCCUACAAGAUAAGUUCUCGAGAUUUUCGGGUUUUGCUAAGGCUUCUACCACGUGAAUACUCAACAAGUGCUAUCGCACUCAAGUGCUGACAACAUGCACUGUGAUAUUUUAGUUUAUAAUACGGAUCAAAUUUGUAUUGUAAAUUGGUUCAAAAUCGUUAAUGGAAUUGGGUCCCUUAUCAUUUGCAACGAGGAAAAGACAACAUUGGUUUGAAAGUGAUCACUUACCAAUUACGACCAUAGUAGUCACCUGAGAAUUCUAGUGAAUUUGUGCAUAAAUUUUAAGGAUGUGUUGUUUUCAGCUAGUCUGCUUAUUGUGUAAGUCAAGACCUGAAACAAUGUUAACUUGUUGACAAUCUUACUAAAUGCCUACAACCCUACAUCAUGCUAAAUCGUUA